This is a messenger RNA of Zingiber officinale, 1416 nucleotides long. RefSeq names its product glycerate dehydrogenase HPR, peroxisomal-like. The record is from RefSeq and is a predicted model, not a curated record. Gene Ontology annotation, cellular component: cytosol. The coding region runs from base 47 to 1207 and encodes 386 amino acids. NCBI's taxonomy places the organism in Eukaryota, Viridiplantae, Streptophyta, Magnoliopsida, Zingiberales, Zingiberaceae. Gene Ontology annotation, molecular function: hydroxypyruvate reductase (NADH) activity; hydroxypyruvate reductase [NAD(P)H] activity; NAD binding. The transcript has 13 exons.
AUAAAUCGAGAAAACACAUUGCUAGUGCCAACCAAUUACCUCAAAAAUGGCGAAGCCAAUAUCGAUCCAAGUGUGGAAUGCCAGUGGGAAGUACAGAGUCGUUAGUACCAAAUCCAUGCCCGGAACUCGGUGGAUCCGCCUCUUGACUGACCAAGACUGCCGUGUUGAGAUAUGCACAGAAAAGAAAACCAUACUAUCGGUGGAUGACAUCGUCGCACUAAUUGGAGAUCGGUGCGAUGGAGUAAUUGGACAAUUAACGGAGGACUGGGGUGAUGCAUUGUUUUCUGCUCUGAAGAGAGCCGGCGGAACUGCUUUUAGCAACAUGGCUGUUGGCUACAAUAAUGUUGAUGUCGGCGCCGCUAACAAGUACGGAAUUGCUGUUGGGAACACUCCUGGAGUUCUCACAGAGACAACGGCAGAAUUGGCUGCCUCGCUGUCACUAGCAGCUGCCAGAAAAAUAGUUGAAGCAGAUCAGUUCAUGAGAGCUGGCUUAUAUGAUGGAUGGCUUCCCCAUUUGUUCGUUGGAAACCUACUCAAAGGACAGACAGUGGGAGUGAUUGGAGCUGGUCGUAUCGGGUCUGCGUACGCUAGGAUGAUGAUUGAGGGCUUCAAGAUGAACCUGAUAUACUAUGACCUGUAUCAGUCGACAAGGCUAGAGAAGUUCGUGACAGCAUAUGGACAGUUCCUACAAGCAAAUGGUGAACAACCUGUUACAUGGAAAAGAGCUGCGACCAUGGAGGAUGUGCUCAGAGAGGCUGAUGUAAUAAGUCUUCAUCCUGUGUUGGACAAGACUACAUAUCACCUUAUAAACAAAGGGACGCUGGCCAUCAUGAAAAAGGAAGCAGUACUGGUGAAUGCAAGCCGAGGACCAGUUAUCGACGAAACUGCUUUGGUUGAACAUCUGAAGGCAAAUCCUAUGUUCCGUGUAGGUCUCGAUGUUUUUGAGGAUGAGCCACAGAUGAAACCUGGUCUUGCUGAACAGAAAAAUGCAGUUGUUGUGCCACAUAUUGCCUCUGCAUCCAAGUGGACACGUGAAGGAAUGGCUACUCUUGCUGCUUUAAAUGUUCUUGGAAAGAUUAAAGGGUAUCCAGUUUGGGGGGAUCCAAAUCGUGUUGAUAAAUUCUUGGAUGAGAAAUCUCCAGUUCCUGCAGCAUGUCCAAGCAUUGUUAAUGCUAAACAGCUUGACCUGCCAGUUUCAAAACUGUGAUGCAAUACAAGAUAAACACCGCAGAUGAAAGACUUUUUUAUUAUUUAGACACAAGGGGAUAUAUAUCUAGCCACGAUGUAUAUGGCUGCCACACAGUUCUUAUUAUUUAUCAGAUAUGCUUUCCCGUGCAAGGAUGAGCAAACCGCCACAAAUCUUGCUCCAAUUUAGCUAAAGAAAUUCCAUUGAAUUGGAUUUUAGGUUCUUCUUUA